AUGCCUCCCUUCUCCUGCACCAUUCCUUGCCUCCCUUCCCCUGCACCGCCCCAUGCCCCUUUCCAAGCCCCAUCCCUGCCACAACAGCCACAAAGUAAGCCUGACGCGCCUCCCUCCCAGCGGCAGACUCCCGCGGCGCCGCCAGGAAGCACGCUCGUGUGGGACGCCGACAGGAGAGUGACAGAAGACCGAUCUCUUGCGCGACCCGACUCCUUGUCCAGCCUUGCAAAGCUUUCACCAGCCCUCCCCAGCCUUCCUCAGUUCUUCGCAGCCUCUCUCAGCCUCCACCAGCCUUCCCCAGCCUUCUCCAGCCCUUUCCAGCUUUCCCCAGCCACCCCUGAGUCUUUUCAAAUAAUUUUAGCCUUCCCUAAGCCUCCUCCAGCCUUUCCCAGCCUCCAUCAGCUCUCCCCAGUUAUCCUCAGCUCUCCCCAGCAUUGCCCAAUCUUCCUAAAGCCUCCCCCAGCCUUCCCCAGUGUUUUCCAACCAUCCCCAGCCUUUUCCAGAAAUCUCCAACCUUCCCACCAACCUUCCCAUCCUUGCCCAACCUUCACCAACCCUCCCCAGCCUUCUUCAGUCUUCCCCGAUCUCCCCCAGCAUUCCCCAGCCUUGCCUAGCCUUGCCCGACCUUCUCCAGUCUUCCCCAGCCUUCCCAAGCCUUCUCCAAUCUUCUCCAGCCUUCCUUAG
Scylla paramamosain (green mud crab) is the source of this 684-nucleotide messenger RNA. RefSeq lists its product as uncharacterized. Lineage: Eukaryota; Metazoa; Arthropoda; Malacostraca; Decapoda; Portunidae. Bases 1 to 684 code for a protein of 227 amino acids. The transcript is spliced from 2 exons. The record is from RefSeq and is a predicted model, not a curated record.